Messenger RNA from Loa loa (African eye worm), 192 nucleotides. RefSeq lists its product as hypothetical. The transcript is spliced from 2 exons. Gene Ontology annotation, cellular component: extracellular region. The annotation marks the transcript as partial. The record is from RefSeq and is a predicted model, not a curated record. Gene Ontology annotation, molecular function: chitin binding; chitinase activity. Lineage: Eukaryota; Metazoa; Nematoda; Chromadorea; Rhabditida; Onchocercidae. Gene Ontology annotation, biological process: chitin catabolic process; carbohydrate metabolic process.
AUGGUAAAAGGAAAUCAAUGGUACGGUUAUGAUAACGAGGAAACUAUCAGAAUUAAAAUGAAAUGGCUCAAGGAGAAGGGUUACGGUGGUGCCUUCAUAUGGACUCUUGAUUUCGAUGAUUUCAAGGGUACAAGUUGUGGUAAAGGUCCAUAUCCGCUAUUAAAUGCAAUCAAUAAUGAACUUGGAAGUGAG